Molecule: messenger RNA, 2061 nt
Organism: Diaporthe citri
Lineage: Eukaryota; Fungi; Ascomycota; Sordariomycetes; Diaporthales; Diaporthaceae
Exons: 3
Coding region: 1-2061 (686 amino acids)
Biological process (GO): Ras protein signal transduction; protein ubiquitination
Cellular component (GO): cytoplasm
Molecular function (GO): zinc ion binding; ubiquitin protein ligase activity
Source: RefSeq, a predicted model, not a curated record
AUGCAUUCCUAUUCCUACCAUCUCAAACUCGAGCUCUACCCAAGCCCCGACCCUUUGUCGACCCACAUCACGCUCGGUGACGCACACAGCGGCAGCUCGAGCGGACCCGUCUGGCAACCGGACGUCGGGAGCAGCAUCUUCGACAUCCUACCAGCCCACCCCGACCGCCGCGGCGAUCCUGCGGUCUCCGCUUCCUUGAAGAAGCGCGAGAAGCAGAGGAGCAUCGACCAACUCGAACAGUACCUGCCUCCAGAGGACCGCCGCUUCCUCCGCCAGACCCCUGCGAGAGUGAUCGACUGCGGCCCUUCGAGACCGAUUCCUCCGGCAGCCGGGGAGGAGGACGACGGUGAUAUCGAGCUUUUGAGCACGGCUACGCGCAAGGAAAGGUCAAGAAGCUCUCCGGCCCCGGGCCAUUUUCUUGCCGGGAUCGGGCCUCGGUCAGCAGCCAAAGACUGGCGUUUUGGAUCUAUCAGAAUAGAAAGCUUUGACGUGCCCGACGGCUUUCAGGGCGAAGGCUCUGAACAACAUCGUCUCACCAUGGCAAGCAGUGCUCACCCUUCCCCGGCUGCCUCGCUGGGCCCAAAUCUUGGAGGCCCAGGAACGGACACCAAGGGCGAGUUUGUGCCCCUGGCCGGCAAGAAAACAGAGGCUGGGUGGGGGAUAGUGCACCUCUACCGCGAGCCCAACGAGCUAGGGGUCGUGAGCACAUCGACCGAAAGCCUGAGCGGCGGCGACGGCACGAUCCUCUGCAUCCCUGCUGUCCCGGGGUACCUCUCAACGGUUGGGUUUCUGAAUUUCGUGGGACGCAAGUGGAUGGCGCAGGUGGCACACUAUCGCAUGCUCAUGACCAGCGCCCUGGGCACUUACAUGGUUUUGAUCAAGUGCCGAGAUCACGAGUCCGCCGAAGCCUGGAAGAGGGAAUUCGAUGGCAAGACGUUCGGCCCCAUGCGGGAGGAGGGCAUCUGUCACGUCACCUUCAUCAAAUCUAUCACGAUCGAGACACCGUCCCAGCCGAAGGCGAGCUCGUCCAAGGGCUCCGCAGUCGGUCAGCUCAGCUCGCUCAAGCCUUUCCCACCGCCAACCCCCGAUCUCGUUGAGCUCCCGACAGCCACGAAUGCGGCUCCGCAGUCGUUGGAUCCCAGCGACCCGUACUCGCACCCAUUCGGUCACGGCAUCUCGAACAUCUGCGUCACGUGCGACACCACCGACGACUUGUGGAUAUGCCUGAUAUGCGGCAACGUCGGUUGUGGCCGAUAUAAAGGGGGGCAUGCUAAGGAACACUGGAAGGAGACGGCGCACUGCUUCAGCCUUGAGCUGGAGACACAGCACGUUUGGGACUACGCGGGCGACAUGUGGGUCCACCGGCUGAUCCGCGAGAAGGGCGAGGGCAAGGUGGUCGAGUUCCCCAGCACCGACAUGGCGGCGCGGGACGGGAACAGGCAGACGGGGCCUGACAUGGACGUAGUGCCGCGCGAAAAGCUGGACAACAUCGGCAUGGAGUACACUAAUCUCCUAUCUAGCCAGCUGGAGAGCCAGCGUGUUUACUUCGAGGAGAUCAUCAGCAAGGCGGCGGACAAGGCGGCGAAGGCGUCUGCUGCGGCCGAGGCGGCCGCAUCCCGGGCCGCGGAGGCGCUGAGCAGACUCCAACUCGUGGAGGAGGAGCACAAUAGGCUGAAGAGCGAGGUCAUCCCGCAGCUAGAGCGGGACCUGGAGCGUGAGCGCAAGCGAGGGGACAGGUCGACUGAGCUUGCCAGAAAGCUCGGGCAGUCACUUCAGGAAGAGAAGAAGAUCAACGAGGGCCUGCUGGAGAAGGUCCAGCACGUGAACAGGGAGAUGGAGGCCUGCAAGGCGCAGAACGAGGAGCUGGGCAGAGAAGUUGCAGAGCAGAAGGACAUGAACCACGACUUGACGCUGUUUAUCUCGGGGCAGGAGAAGCUCAGGGAGAUGGAGCAGGAGGGCAAGAUAACGCAGGAGGAGCUCGAGGAGGGCGAGGCGAGUGUGCCUGAGAAGAAGGGGCGCGGCAAGGGGAAGAGCAAAGGAAAGGGGAAGGCAAAGCAGUGA